AUGUUGACCCUAAUCUACCAGACUGCUUUGAGCACGUCCAAAUACUAUGGCGUGCUCAGCACCGAACACAAGUCUUUCCUUCUUAAGCUCCGGCGCGAUCGAGGAAAAGUCGAUAUUGAUGACAGCUUUAAGGACGAGGCGAAAGAGCUUCCGCCGUGGCCAGAUGCCAAAAAGCCGCCAAGUCCAGAGGUGUAUCAGACAUAUAAGGAAUUCUUUGAGGACUGGGGCACCUACGUUGUCCGCUCAAUCGCAUUUGGGGCUCGGUAUCAGCUGAAGUUAGAGACUCAGAUGAGCAGCAUGUCAUCGAAGAAGGACUUCGAAGCUCACAUAUCGGCCGAGUACAACGGCAUAUGCAGUGUCAAGGGCUCCACAGGUGGCGACCCUGGGAAAGCCGCCGACCUGGGCAGCGAUCCAGACAAGCCUGACAAGCUCGACGCUUGGGAACAGUCCAUUUCUAAUGCUACAGCCCGCCCGAUCAGCGUGAAAGUGAUAAGCCUAGGUGAUAUUAUCAAAGAAUGCCAGGACCUAGAUGUUCCAGAGCGGAAAGCGGUUGCUAACAAGCUAAACAAUGCCUUGGCCUACUUCAACUCCUUCAAGAUCGUGCAAGGCUACCUCUACACUGAAAUCCGAUCGAUCAAUACCAUAGAAUACCAACUGAGCAUCGGUGGCCUACCGGGGAUAGAGAUAUACGGCAGCCCUGUGUCUACCACCAUACAGAAAAGGACCGUCAGCAACGCUGGCCCAACGCUGCUCAAGGUUCAUUCCAAAUUUGUGGGGUUCACUAAUGUUAAGAAGCUUCCUACUGAGAUUUGCACCCCCCGGCUUGCUGAUAUCAGGCUCUUUGCCCCUGAUCCUGCAUUUUUUAAGCCCACAUCUCAAAUAAAUGUUGAAGUGUUGGUCCCUGGUUAUGACACGUUCAGACUCAGGGUUACAAACGGCCCUGUUGUGGAAGUUCAGUGGUCUGCAAAAAAAUGGGAGGAAAAGAGCAAAAAAUUUGCCUGUUUGAUUCAGUCCUUGCUGGAACCUAAAGAAUACCAAGCAGAAGCCCGCGACGACGGAGACCAGUGA
This is a messenger RNA of Aspergillus pseudotamarii, 1068 nucleotides long. RefSeq lists its product as uncharacterized. The transcript has 3 exons. The coding region runs from base 1 to 1068 and encodes 355 amino acids. The record is from RefSeq and is a predicted model, not a curated record. Lineage: Eukaryota; Fungi; Ascomycota; Eurotiomycetes; Eurotiales; Aspergillaceae.